GAUCGCCGGUCCCAACCUAAAAAGCCGGCGUGGCCGCUCUCACGCUCCUCUCUCUGAUAUCGUAUUGGAGAAAGAAACAGCGAAGAUUUUUCUGAGUGCAAGCAGCACGAACGCACGAACAGACCUAUAUUCGGAGGAGAGAAAGGGAGAGAGAGAAAGAGAGCAAAGAACAUGAGUGUAGAAAGUUAACCAGAAAAGGGCAAGUAAAAGUGACAGGACUGUCGUUGACAGUUGUGUGCAUACGUAUAUUUCAAAAUGUAAAUAAGAACACAACAAUACGUGAUUUGAGUUUUACGCGGUCAAGAGAUUCGCGAUUAUGGUCGAUCUGGACGAAUAUCGAGAGAGUGUACGACAGAUCAGACGAUACGCGGCCGUUCACAAUGUCUCGGAGGCGCAAACGUCCGAAAUAUUUCGAGCCUGCUUUCAACAGUUGCAGGCCAAGUACUCGAAAAAAUCAAAUAAACCAUCGAAUAAGCCUCUGCGAAUUGUUUUAACAUUCGUUCUUAUCUCCGUCGUGUUGUUAUAUUUAUGCCAGAGCUGGUUAAACGUCAUGUUUAUAAGAAUCUCGCAAAACUCCAUUUAUCCCGCUUUAUACACGUUGCGCAAAGCAGCUGUGCCAAUCGUCAGCCUAUAUCCGUCGUUAUCUGAAUUGUACGAUGAAUGGUGCUUGGUAGAGAAUCCGUAUUUCUACGUCAACGAUAUGGACUGCUGGCCUUGCACCGUGGUGCAUUCCGUACUAAAUCUGACCGGUCACAACAUCAGCAGAUCCUUCAACGUUGGCAUACCGUACACUAGAGAGGAGAAUAACACCAAGGUCAAGAUGAAAGAUCUAGUUAAUUUAUAUUGGAAUAACCGGGACGUCUUCGACGAAGACGCUAAAAGAAUCUCUUCGAACAACGAAACUUUUAAAACCGUCCGCGACGUCGUGGAUAAUAGAUUGGACAGGUUUCGCACUGCUUCCCUAAAUACUCACAUAUCUUGGAGGGUAAAUCGUAUGAGGCCCAACAGAAUACUCCGAAAGUUAUUUCCCAAGCCAGCGGAGACUCCGAAUUGGUGGAGUCAAGGCACGGAGAAAUAUAUUUUUAUCGACGAGUCGGAAUCGCCGCCCUAUCCAUUGCCUAACCCCGAGUGUAGCAACAUCAUGCUGCGAUGCGCGGCUGGCGCAAGACUGAUAAAAAUGACACCGAGCUCGGAGUGCGCCCAACACUGUAGAUCCUCGACCAUUUUAUUGUCCGCUGGACACACAUUAUGGUACAAUUGGUGGUAUUGGAGACCCGUAAGUCUGCCAGUGUACAAUGCUACUGAUCUUUCUAUUGGUUAUUUAACUUCGUUCUGUUAAUCGCCGAUAGGAGAAACAGAUCGUGGAUAUGUGCCAAAAAAACGAUGUAGCCAAUAAUGAUAAAGCUACAUUUAAUAAAAUUUACAAGUUAAGUUUUUUA
Molecule: messenger RNA, 1439 nt
Organism: Wasmannia auropunctata (little fire ant)
Lineage: Eukaryota; Metazoa; Arthropoda; Insecta; Hymenoptera; Formicidae
Exons: 5
Coding region: 317-1339 (340 amino acids)
Source: RefSeq, a predicted model, not a curated record